AUGGUCAAUCAGGGCCCUGUUGUUCCAUCCCGUGCCGGCAGCCUGGGUCCUAAACUCCAGGGCAAGCUCCUGGGCGCUCCUCGUCUCCUGCCUCAGAUGAUAGAGACACUCACCCGCCACUCUGCCCUCGGCCUGUGGAAAAUAUUCUUCAAAGACUCAGAGAAACCAUCAAAGAAGACAAUUGUGUGGGUGCUGUGUGUCGAACUCCUGGUGUCGCUGGGGACAGCGGUUCUCACCAUUGUUGCCAUGCCAUUCUUCGGCAUCGUGACCAAUGCGAUGAUGCUGAACAGCAUCAGCAUCCUGUCCUCAAUCUUCCAGGUGUGCGCUCAGUGCAUUGCGAGGGAGAGGAAGCGAUUCAUAGUGCCCCCAAUCAUCUCAUUAGUCCUCAUACUGUCAGGCUACGUGCUCUUCAUCCUCAGUUACCUGCUGUUGAAGGAAGAUAGGGGGAUGAACGUCUGGAUCGGACUGGCAAUUGUGGGGACCAUCUUUGUCUCGCUGAACUGGUGGGAGAACUACAGCACCCUCUUCAAAAGCUCCUUCCUGAACAGUAUAUGCGAAGACAUAGCGAGAUCCAGGAAUGUGGUGAGCAUCCUCUCCAGUCUGGUCCGGAUUCUUGUCACUGCAGCCGUGGUGGGGGCAUACGUCCCUCUGUCUGGCAGAGUCUGGUCAUCGGUGACAUCAGUUCCAGGGGAUGUGGGGUUGGUGAUCCUGAUCUUGGUGGCCAUCCAGAUAGUGUCCUCCGCUCUGUGCCAUUGGUUUGUGGUGGUGGCUUGCAAAAUGCACGCCAUGCGGCGAAGCUUCCUGUUACCCAUGUACCUGGCCUCGUUAGGUGUUCUGGCAGCGUUCGUCGCUCCUGUCAUUAUCUUCUUCCAGAAUUCAAGUGACCCCAGAGGUGCUAACUACACCAUCACAGAGUACUGCAAUGAUAUCACAUAUGGCAGGGGCCUAAGCGGCGAUACUGUCUGGUUUGAGAGGCUAGUCAGGGACAUCACCCAUACCCUCUGUCCCCAGGACAUGACCGACCUAACAGAAAUGGGCCUCUUGGGAGGCUCUGCACUCUGCUGGUGGUUGGGUUGGAUGCUGUGUACUAUGUACAUCUGGUUCCUCCAGCUUCAGCGCAUCGAGAGGACACAGAAUCUGUUUGUGCGGAGGAUGUACGAGGGGGCCUUUCUGGAACAAUCCAUACUGCUCAACACGCGUUUUGAGAUUCAGAGGAAGAAAAAAUUCCACAGGCAAACUGACCCAGUCACAGUGUACCUGUGUGCAACAAUGUGGCAUGAGAACUAUGACGAAAUGAUGAAAAUGAUCAUCUCAAUGUUCAGGCUGGACAAAUACAGGCCAAGGAAUAACUCCAACAAUGAUGUGAGCUUCGAGUCUCACAUUUACUUUGAUGAUGCUUUUAAAGACGUGAAUGGUAGUAAAGAACGGCAUGUGAACGAAUACGCAGAGAACCUGGUGGAGGUUAUCCGAGAGGUUUACAAUAUCUUCAAUGAGGCGGAUUCAUGCAUCUUCAGAGAGAGCCCACCCCUUCCAUGCCAGAGGAUCCUGCGCACCCCUUACGGAGGUCGACUGGAGUACACCCUCCCUAAUGGCAACCUGCUGAUGGUGCACUUUAAGGACAAGCUACUGAUCCGCCACAAGAAGAGAUGGUCUCAGAUUAUGUACUUGUACUACAUUCUCGGCUGGCGACUCACCAGGAAGUAUUUCAAGAAGGAAAAGAUGAUGGUAAACAGCAUAAACAAUCAUUUUUUAUAAUUUUAGCAUCUUUACUUGGAUAAAUUGUUAAAUUACUCUUGUAAAGGAAAUGGGACUGAUACUCGUGUAUUCUGUUAGAAAGAGAAGGACAAUACCUAUCUACUGGCUUUGGAUGGAGACACCGACUUCCAGCCCUCUGCUGUAAUGCUCCUAAUAGAUCGACUGAACCUUUAUCCACGUGUGGGUGCGGCAUGUGGGAGGAUUCACCCAACAGGCACAGGUCCUAUGGUAUGGUAUCAGAAGUUUGAGUACGCGGUGGCCCACUGGCUUCAGAAGACUGCAGAGCACGUGUUUGGUAGUGUGCUCUGCAGCCCCGGCUGCUUCAGUUUGUUCAGGGGCGCAGCCCUCAUGGACGACAACGUCAUGAAGAGAUACACCACUAAGGCCACGGAGGCUUGCCACUACGUACAGUAUGAUCAAGGUGAAGACCGCUGGCUGUGCACUCUCCUGCUGCAACAGGGCUGGAGGGUGGAGUACAACGCUGCGUCUGACGCCUACACCAACGCCCCCCAGGACUUCAAGGAGUUCUAUAACCAGCGGCGGCGCUGGGGGCCCUCCACCAUGGCCAACACCAUCGAUCUGCUUGGCUCAGGGUCUCUGACCUCCCAGAGGAACAGCUCCAUCUCCAAACCCUUCAUCCUCUACCAGAUUCUCAGCAUGGCCGCCUCCAUCCUAGGCCCGGCUACAAUCUGCCUAAUGAUCUCAGGAAGCUUGUCAUUCAUCCUAGACAUCGAUCCCAACGUUGCUUUGGUCCUUGCAACAGUGCCCCCUGUGGUGUACCUGUUGCUCUGCUUCAAGCUGAAAUCGGACACACAGAUCACCAUAGCAGCCGUCAUGACUGUCUUGUACGCUUUCCUCAUGAUAGGAACGGCAUUGUCCAUCGUAGGUGCUAUGGUUGAGCAGCAAACCAUUUGGACUCCUAGCGGCCUGUUUAUCAUAGGCCUGGUGCUGAUGAACAUCAUCACAGCAGCGCUCCACCCCAAGGAGUUCCAUCUGGUCGUCUACGGCCUCCUCUACUUCAUCUCUAUCCCCAGUGGCUACCUCCUGCUGACCAUCUACUCCAUGGUCAACAUGAACAACGUGUCCUGGGGCACUCGGGAGACAGGUGUCCAAGUCGCUGCGCCACCAACCAAGGCCAUCACACAGCGCAUCCUACAGGCCAAGUGCUGCAAGUUUCUCUGCUGGGACAGUGGCAAAGUGGCAGACCAGAAUAGUCAGGCGCCAGAAACUGUUGUGUUGGCUAAUGAGCCAAAGGAUGUGUAUAAGGAUGUAUAUAAGGAUAAGGAUGUAUAUAAGGAUGUAUAUAAGGAUGCAUAUAAGGAUAAGGAUGUGUAUAAGGAUGUGUAUAAGGAUGUGUAUAAGGAUGUGUAUAAGGAUGUGUAUAAGGAUGUAUAUAAGGAUGUAUACAAGGAUGUAUACAAGGAUGUAUACAAGGAUGUGUAUAAGGAUGUGUAUAAGGAUGUAUAUAAGGAUAAGGAUGUAUAUAAGGAUGUGUAUAAGGAUGUGUAUAAGGAUGUGUAUAAGGAUGUAUAUAAGGAUGUAUAUAAGGAUGUGUAUAAGGAUAAGGAUGUAUAUAAGGAUGUAUAUAAGGAUGUAUAUACGGAUGUAUAUAAGGAUGUGUAUAAGGAUGUAUAUAAGGAUGUAUAUAAGGAUAAGGAUGUAUAUAAGGAUGUGUAUAAGGAUGUGUAUAAGGAUGUGUAUAAGGAUGUAUAUAAGGAUGUAUAUAAGGAUGUGUAUAAGGAUGUGUAUAAGGAUGUAUAUAAGGAUAAGGAUGUAUAUAAGGAUGUGUAUAAGGAUGUGUAUAAGGAUGUGUAUAAGGAUGUGUAUAAGGAUGUAUAUAAGGAUGUGUAUAAGGAUGUAUAUAAGGAUGUAUAUAAGGAUGUGUAUAAGGAUGUGUAUAAGGAUAAGGAUGAAGAGGAGGACUUUUGGAGAGAGCUCCAGAAGCUCUAUUUGGAACCUCUGGCUGAGGAUAAAGAAAAACAGAAGAAAAUCACAAAUGACCUAAAGGAACUGAGAAACAAGCCCGGAGUUGCUGCCCUCCAGCCCGGAGUUGCUGCCCUCCAGCCCGGAGUUGCUGCCCUCCAGCCCGGAGUUGCUGCCCUCCAGCCCGGAGUUGCUGCCCUCCAGCCCGGAGUUGCUGCCCUCCAGCCCGGAGUUGCUGCCCUCCAGCCCGGAGUUGCCACCCAGCCCGGAGUUGCCACCCAGCCCGGAGUUGCCACCCAGCCCGGAGUUGCCACCCAGCCCGGAGUUGCCACCCAGCCCGGAGUUGCCACCCAGCCCGGAGUUGCCACCCAGCCCGGAGUUGCCACCCCUCUGUCCUGA
Messenger RNA from Salvelinus fontinalis (brook trout), 4077 nucleotides. RefSeq names its product chitin synthase chs-1-like. The record is from RefSeq and is a predicted model, not a curated record. Gene Ontology annotation, cellular component: cell periphery; membrane; cell septum. Gene Ontology annotation, molecular function: chitin synthase activity. NCBI's taxonomy places the organism in Eukaryota, Metazoa, Chordata, Actinopteri, Salmoniformes, Salmonidae. Gene Ontology annotation, biological process: transmembrane transport. The transcript is spliced from 15 exons.